AUGCAGGUGCAGGAUCACCUGCAGCUGGCCGGCACGAAGGCCAUCGCCAAGGCCCUGGGGGAUGAGCAGAUUCUUUACUCUACGGCCCUGGUCAAGAUCAACGACUACGGCAAGCGCCAGGACCGAGCCAUCUUGGUCACCAACAAGAGUCUCUGCAACCUCAAGGGCAAGGACAUCCGCAGGCGCAUCGAGCUGGAAAAGCUCCAGGCGGUGACCGUCAGCCGCCUCAGUCCCGAGUUCGUGUGCCACGUCAAUGAUUAGUACGACUACCGGUUCUACGCCGCUGACCGCAAAGAGGAGGUCGUCAAGGCCAUCCUCUCCGCAUACGCCGGUCGCAUCGGCAAGGGGCUGACCGUCUUCGCUCGGGACGAGGUCUCGCUCGAGGAGUUCGCGACCACCAAGGCGGACAAGAAGAAGGGGCUGGAGAAGCAGCCCAGCACCGGGGGCUGCGUGGUGCAGGCGGAUGGACUGGAAGGCCUACUGUUCGGAGAAGUCCGGCCAAAGACGAGGACCCUGUACUCGCACGACCGGUCAGAAGUCUGCAUGUAGGACUUCACGCCUCUGAAGAUGCUCGGGAAGGGGGCGUUCGGGACGGUGAUCCUAGUGGAGAAGAAGGACGACAAGAAGCUGUACGCCCUGAAGAGCAUAAACAAGGAGGACAUCAUAAAGAAGAAGCAGCUGGAGCACACCAAGACCGAGAAGAUGAUCCUGGAGCACAUUAACCACCCCUUCCUGGUCAACCUGGCCUACGCCUUCCAGACGCCCUCCAGCCUCCACUUCGUCAUGCAGUUCAUGCGCGGCGGUGAGCUUUUCCAGCACCUCAGCCUCUCCCGCAAGUUCGAGGAGGCCCGAGCCCUUUUUUACGCCGCCGAGAUCGCCCUGGCGCUUGGUCACCUCCACUCCAAAGACAUCCUCUCGGACAUCAAGCUCGAGAACGUCCUGAUGAACGAGGAGGGGCACGUCAGCCUCACCGACUUCGGCAUGGCCAAAAUCGUGAAGGACAACCAGACCGCCAUGACCUUCUGCGGCACGCCCGAAUACAUCGCCCCCGAGGUGCUCACGGGCAAAGGCUACACCAAGGCGGCAGACUGGUGGAGCCUGGGCAUCCUGCUUUACGAAAUGAUCCACGGGCUGCCCCCCUUCUUCCACAAGGUGCAAUCCAGCAUGUACAAACUCAUUGAGGAGGGCGAGCUCAAGUUCAGCGAGAAGGUGCCUUGCUCGCCCGCCACCCGCGACCUCAUCGCCCGGCUGCUGCGCAAGAAGCCUGCAGAGCGACUGGGCUUCGCGAAGGACGUCGAGGAGGUCAAGCCUCCGUUCAGGCCCAAGGUGGAGGGCAGCGCCUGGAUGGAGAACUUCGACAGCAUGUUCACAAAGCAGGCCAUCGAGCUGCAAGAGAAGCCGGUCAAGGACCCGGACAUGCAUUCAUUAACAUGCUGCCGAUGCUGGUCCUGGUCCUGGUCCUGGUCCUGGUCCUGGCGGGUGCCCUCCGAGGAGGAUAAAAUGGCUGCCCUGUUCGAGGUCGCAGAUACGAACGGGGACCAGCUGCUUGACCCGGACGAGCACGACUCCAACUUCGACGGGGCGAUCGACCUCUCCGAGUUCCUGGACCAUUAUGUGGAUGAAUUGUGA
Molecule: messenger RNA, 1629 nt
Organism: Hippocampus zosterae (dwarf seahorse)
Lineage: Eukaryota; Metazoa; Chordata; Actinopteri; Syngnathiformes; Syngnathidae
Product: serine/threonine-protein kinase Sgk2-like
Biological process (GO): protein phosphorylation
Cellular component (GO): myosin complex
Molecular function (GO): ATP binding; protein serine/threonine kinase activity; cytoskeletal motor activity
Source: RefSeq, a predicted model, not a curated record